This is a messenger RNA of Porites evermanni, 327 nucleotides long. The record is from the annotation of a GenBank genome assembly. Lineage: Eukaryota; Metazoa; Cnidaria; Anthozoa; Scleractinia; Poritidae.
AUGGCGGAAGAACCAGAGGAUAAGGGCUUUUUUCAGGACGUUCUGGAAGAAGAAGGAGUGAAAAACAGGAACGUUUUGUUGUCUUACGUGAAUAUUCUUGGUGGAGCUGCGAAGAAAGUAAAGAACAUGACUGACGUUGAUGUUUGGCCGGACGUUCAUCGUGUAAAUAAUCUUGUCGAUACAUGGACCGUUGUCGGGUAUUGUUUUGGAGCCUUUUCUGUUGUGGGAACUCUGUACUUCUCCUUAAAGACUUGCAGGGAGAUAAAUCAGUGGAGAACCUGGAUGAAAUUUAGGAGAAGUUUGACUCUUAAAGGAGGAAAAAAUUAA